Messenger RNA from Platichthys flesus (European flounder), 6779 nucleotides. It is a transcript of the gene cblb, whose product is annotated as Cbl proto-oncogene B, E3 ubiquitin protein ligase. Gene Ontology annotation, biological process: negative regulation of epidermal growth factor-activated receptor activity; cell surface receptor signaling pathway. The transcript has 19 exons. Gene Ontology annotation, cellular component: membrane raft; plasma membrane. The record is from RefSeq and is a predicted model, not a curated record. The coding region runs from base 248 to 3196 and encodes 982 amino acids. Lineage: Eukaryota; Metazoa; Chordata; Actinopteri; Pleuronectiformes; Pleuronectidae. Gene Ontology annotation, molecular function: SH3 domain binding; ubiquitin protein ligase activity; calcium ion binding.
ACGUUGAUGUCGCUGUACAAACACGUUUAUGAACUCAUCUCCUCCCGAUCAGCCUUUAAACACCACCCUGAGAUAUGGAGUGUUUGUAGAGGAGGAGCAGGGUCACAAACCCACACACUGGAUACUUCAUCACACUCUUUUUAAACUUGGACACUCCUUUUUCUGUUUGUGUUUGUAUGUUCUCUCGAUGUGGAUCACAUUCAGGAGGGAUCCAAGCAGUCAUCCCCUGGUGGUUUGUGUUUAGGAAAUGGCAACUGCUCUCAGUGGCCGAAACCCCGGCGGACGUGGACAACAGGGAAGUAAGGGUCGGAUCUUAGGGAUCAUUGACGCCAUCCAGGAUGCAGUGGGACCUCCGAAACAAGCAGCCGCCGACCGCAGGACUGUGGAGAAGACCUGGAAACUCAUGGAUAAAGUUGUCCGAUUGUGCCAAAAUCCAAGACUCCAGCUAAAAAACAGUCCUCCUUACAUCCUGGAUAUCUUACCUGACGCCUACCAGCACCUACGGCUUAUACUGAGCAAAUAUGAGGAGAACCAGAGACUGGCACAGCUCAGUGACAAUGAAUAUUUUAAAAUCUACAUCGAUAGCCUUAUGAAAAAAUCCAAACGGGCCAUCCGGCUCUUCAAAGAGGGAAAGGAAAGGAUGUAUGAGGAGCAGUCACAGGACAGGAGGAACCUGACCAAGCUGUCACUGAUCUUCAGUCACAUGUUAGUAGAGAUCAAAGCCAUCUUCCCUGGAGGACAGUUCCAUGGGGACACGUUCAGGAUCACCAAGGCUGAUGCUGCUGACUUCUGGAGGAGAUUCUUUGGAGAAAAGACAAUAGUGCCAUGGAAAGUCUUCCGACAGUGCCUUCACGAACUGCAUCCCAUCAGCUCGGGCCUUGAAGCCAUGGCCCUCAAAUCCACCAUCGAUCUCACCUGCAACGACUACAUUUCUGUGUUUGAGUUUGACAUCUUCACACGCCUUUUCCAGCCAUGGGGAUCAAUUCUGAGGAACUGGAACUUCCUAGCAGUGACACACCCCGGGUACAUGGCCUUCCUUACCUAUGAUGAAGUCAAAGCCCGACUGCACAAGUAUAUCAACAAGCCUGGAAGUUACAUCUUCAGACUGAGUUGUACUCGGCUGGGCCAGUGGGCCAUUGGUUAUGUGACUAAUGAUGGGAACAUACUGCAAACCAUCCCCCACAACAAGCCACUGUUCCAGGCCCUCAUCGAUGGCUUCAGGGAGGGCUUCUACUUGUUCCCUGAUGGUCGCAGUUACAAUCCUGACCUCACUGAUUUAUGUGAGCCGACGCCUCAUGAUCACAUCAAAGUCACACAAGAACAGUAUGAGCUCUACUGCGAAAUGGGCUCCACCUUCCAGCUUUGUAAGAUCUGCGCUGAGAACGACAAAGAUGUCAAGAUCGAACCUUGUGGUCAUCUGAUGUGCACGUCCUGUCUUACAGCUUGGCAGGAAUCAGAUGGUCAGGGUUGUCCCUUCUGCCGUUGUGAGAUCAAAGGCACAGAGCCCAUCAUUGUGGAUCCCUUUGACCCACGAAAUGAGGGCACUAAGUGCUUCUUCCUGGACCAGCACAGCUGCCACAUGCUGGAGCUGGAUGACGAGGAAGACCGAGAGGACUGCCUGGUCAUGAAUGGACUUGCUAACAUCAGAAAGCACUGUGCAGAACGGCAGAACUCCCCAAUGGUGUCCCCCAGCUCUUCACCUGUCAGCCAACACAGGAAAACCCAUAUAGGGGACCCCGGUUAUUGCGUCCAGCACCUUGGCCUUCCUCCUGUCCCGCCACGACUUGACCUCAUCCAGAAAGGUGCCAUCCGCUCUCCGUCUGCCAGUCCCACUGCCUCUCCAAAGUCUUCACCAGGCAUGUCAAGAAAGCAAGACAAGCCUCUCCCAGCCCCACCUCACCCACAGAGGGAUCCACCUCCACCGCCUCCACCUGAGCGACCUCCUCCCAUUCCUCCAGAGUUUCGCCUCUCUUGGCUUCCUAGUUCCUCUUCCACGUCCUCUUCUACUGGGGUACUUUCAAACUCCCAAAUGACCCCUUUGACACGCUGUACCAAAGACAACCAUUUGGCGGAUACCCACAGACCUGGAGUAGAACACCAGCUCCAGCUGGGACCUGCCGGCCCCUCUCACCGGAAUGGAAGACCCCUCAGUUUUCCGUUUGCAGGAUUUGGAAGGUUACAUCACAGAAUGGAGGGGACAGGGAACCGAGAGAGCUCAAAGCCCUUCACUAAUGGCGUGCCAUUCAGUGAUGAGUAUGAUAUCCCUCCUUCACGGCUCUCGCCAAGUCAGUCCUCACUUGCCAGUAGCCACAAAUCCUCCAAAUCAUUCAGUAGUCCUGUGCAAGAAAGACAGCAGAGGGCGUUGGAGAGGCUGGAGGAUGACUAUCAAAUCCCUUCAUCCCACCUUUGUCUGAGCCAGGCUCCAAUCUGCAUCUCUGUGCCCAGCAGGCAUCCGGAGAAUGGCUCCAUAGAGCCUUCCAUUGAGGAGAAUAAGCAUCAGUUCCCUGAGACUGGUAGACACUCAGAAUCGGUCAGGGAGUUGGUCCCGGGGGCAGCAAAUACUGACCUCUGCCCCUUCAACACGAACCAGUCACCCUCCAACUAUGACAUUCUGCUGCCCCCCACAGCAUUAGAAGAGCUCUUCAACCGCCGCCCCCCAACCCAGCCUUCCCCUCCUCCUCCUCCUCCGCCAGCGCGACACAGCUUUACUGACAUCUUCUCAUCUCUGCCGUCCUCAUCCUGCAACUCAUCUACGUCCUCGUCCUCCUCCUCCUCUGUCAUCCCACGACCACACAGGCCCUCCUCUGGACAUGAGCAUUUACUGUUAACCCCUGACACAGUGUUUGACAUGCUGAACAGUGCUGCUCCCCUGCCUCCAGUCCGACGACACACAGAAAAUGUUAAAGGCUCCAGAGGCGGCCUUGAAUACGACCAUUUACCAGUAUUGAUGGACUGUUCGCAGGCCCCUGCCAGGCCACCCAAGCCAGUGCCCAGGAAGAUCCCUCCAGACAUCCAGCCAGGCAAACCCCACAGCAUGGAGUCCGAGUCCAUAGACGCCAAGAUCGCCAAGCUGAUGGGAGAGGGUUACUCCUUUGAAGAUGUGAAGCGGGCGCUAAUGAUUGCCCAGUCCAAAGUGGACGUGGCCCGAAACAUUCUGCGAGAAUUUUCCUUAGUGGCCCCGAGACUGAACCUCUAGUCCUUGAGACGGUGAAAAGGGAUCACAGGAAUAAAGCUGUGCCUCUGAAUGCACUCAACAGAAAGGGCUUCUCCGUUCUCCUUGGCCCCAGACCAUGGGAAAAACCUAUGGUCAUCAGAGAUAAGAACGAUUUCAAGAAUGAUUGCCUUUUGUUGCCGAACAGAGAUAAUGAUGCACAACAAAGUGACUACAACCAAAUCAUGUCAGAACUAAAAGAAUGAAAAGUGAUUUAAACCUGUGAAAAAAAGAAACAGGCUUGUUGUCGUUUAUAUUGAGCUUUGCCAGGGCUGGCUUCUGGUUUUCAAAUGCUCUGCUUUGAAUCGGACUGUUGGACUCGCUACUUUAAAGCCCCGGUCCUGCUACUGCUGCUAAUGUUGUUUUCACAUACUGUCACACUCCAGUCAGUAUUUUGAAGGGCUUUUCAUAAGAGCUAGACAUUUCCUGCCCAGUUUAGCCUACACGCUCACACAGUUAUAGGUGAUCAUUUUUAUUUACAGCCAGUGGGGGGAGCCAGACUCCACUGUUUCUCUAAUUGUAUUUCUCACUCGCCACUUGGCACUAUCUCCUGCUUCUUCCUCCUCUUUGCCUUGUGUGUUGCCCAUCAGAGAAUUCUCCACUGUUCGCACAGAGUCUGGCUGAUACGUAGGUCUUGACAAGGUCUUGUGAGUUUGGAGUGGAUAGAUGGAGCCAGAGGAUGCCUUAUUGAUUCACUUGUUUCCCUCAGACCUUCAGAAAACCACACCACAGCUCCAGCCGACUCUUGUUAGACUUAUUUUGACAAGAAGUGUAAAGCAACAAGAGAGUGUGUUUCUGUGUGUGUGUGUGUUCAUCAUUGUGGAAGUGGCCACAUUGUCCCCACAUGAUGAACUCCUCUGAUGUGGAGUGCUAGUCAUUCUGACAGCUCUGCAGCAGUUCUUCUUUUUCUUAUUAUCUCAGAUUCUUCUGUCAACACAAGAGACCUGAACUGCACAGCUUUCAAACUUCGAGACCUGUCCUAUGCACCUUCAGAAUCAGCUGUAUUUCGCCCUAAUAUGACACCUAAGUGGAUUAGCUCAAACGUAAAACAGUGAUGUUAUUCCCUCAGUAGGAGGGAAGAAACAGGCUAUGUUUACAUGAAUGAUACUCUUUCCUUUUCAUUAAUUCUAUUUUCAUAUCAAUUAGGGCACCAGUUAUUUUCAUUAUAUAAUUCUGGACUGGAGUUAGGUGUUGAUCUACGGUGCAUCUUCAACCCAAACCUGUCUUAUCAAACGCUCACAAGCCAUACUUCUUUCAAACAACUGGGUUUACAGAGAUCAGCAAUUUGGAGAGUACAGUGUUAUACUUACUGAUAGAAAGGAUACCAUUACAACAGCAAAGAGACUCGAGCAGUAAAAGAAAGAAAAUCACUUAAAGGUGAUAUGUGUAGUUUCCUCUGUUGCUGAAUAGAACUUGUCAGGGGUGCUUGUUGUUUGCCGCCACAGUGAAGAGAUGGGUCAGGGGUAGCUGGUUAGAAUACUAACAUCGAUAGAUAUAGAAGAAAAAAAAGCUUUUGUGCUGUUUACACAACUGGACAUAGUUAGUGAGAGAAGGGAAGAAGUUUAAGGAUGAAAACAAUUCCUCUUGCUUCAACAACGGUCACAAAAAGGUUGGUUUCAGAAAAAGAAGUGAUUGUGUAUUAUAAUUUCUUGUCUGGUAAAUGAUGAGCUAUCAUAGAUUGACAGCUUACAUACUUACUUUACUUAAUGACAGUACAAUGUGAUGUGUUGAUGUUUUAACUAUGGUGUCUAACUACUGAGACACCAUAGUUAAAUGUUUAGUUACUGUAACAGGACUGUAGUCAGUUUUAUUGUCGGUUGAUAAGCCAACUGAGUUGGAGACUGUGAAUGUUGUUUAUGAUCAAAUAAAAGGUCGGAGCAGUCUGUUUGGACCGAGUGAGUCCAGCUUAAUUAACCACUUAGAGAACGACGCAGAGCAUUGACCCAUUUUCACCUCCACACUAAUUUUUCUCUUAAGCCAUUCUGAGGCUUCCAAAAUUAAUUUGGAAAGACGUUUUGAGGUUUUCUUCACAGGGGGGCUUUAAACCGCUAAUUAAAUAUGACUGUGAUUGAGCUUUCCUCAAACCACAGAAAACAGAGAUUUUCUGAUCAAGUAUUGAAUAGUGUGGAUGCUAAGAUGGAAAUGAAAAGGUUCAGUUGGGACAUCUUGAUAAUACAGCUGGAGGAAGUCCGGAUCCCAGUUCUAAUAACACAGCUCACUGACUCUUUUUUUUUUUUUCAUGUCUGCAUAAUUUGAUGUUGUGAAAUCAAACAUGAAAGUACCGUUCGCCUGAGUGUUGUGCUCAUCUUUGCAAAUAAGCCAGGCCUCUUUGUAGGCUUCUCAGAAUUACAAUAUCAUCUUAACCCCGAUCGAUAUUUAGAUUGUAAAUGGACUGAAUUUAUAUGGUGCUUUAGAGCCAGUAUUAUCGACCACACUUGCUUUACGGUACACUUCACAUUUACUCACUGAUACACACACAUACAUUCAAUGGUUCUUUAUCACACAUUUAUUCAUAUACUGUCACCACAGCCAUCAGGGACCAUCCCUCUCUACCUCCUGAGCCACAGCCACUCUAUAACCAGUUCAGUGACCAGGUCAAUUACUGGGUGCAUAGGUGGGUGUAACCCUCUGAGAACCAUUCAGCACUGUGUUAUUAGGACCAAAUAACCAUGAGUGAACGUGCUCUUUAAGUCUACAAUGUGGAAGUCACAAAACAUAUCGUUUUAUUAUCUCAGUCACUGUGACAGAAAAAAAGACAAUGGACGACUCCUCGUCUGACCCACUUCCCUCCACCCAUUUGUCCGACUGUCCUCUCGCCCUUUCUUUUCUGAGCAGCACUUUAAAGGAGGUCCGCAGUUUAAAAUGUACAUUAAACUGCCUAAGACACUCUAGAGACAGUUUGUGAUAAUGAGCGAUGCUGAGGAAGUUUGAGAAGCACGUCUACAUCAGUGAGUCCACAGUGCAAUCACAUUCACAAAUCCUUGUUUACCACCAUAAGUUGAUGCAGCACACCAGUAUAAGAAUGUCAACAAAACAAAAAAACACAUGUAACUGUAUAAUUAGGCACUUAGAUAAUACCUAGUCAUCAGCUAAGCAUCUUUUACUCCUUGAUUUACAUUUACAUUACAUUUCAACAAUUAUGUAGUGUUUAUAUUAUCCUUUUUGUACUGAAGCAGAAAGUAAUUCUGCCAGCCUACUCUCCUUGUCCGCCUCACAGAUUAGAGCAUUGCUAAUGUCUAGUUUACUUCCAGUACAAAUAGGGAAUUCAGAUGUGAAAAUCAGUGGCAUUCCCCUUAACCUCUGCACUGUUGUUACUUUUAUUUUCACAAACUUGAACAGUCCUGAUCUCAGAAUGGUCCAUUCUAUUGGACUCCCUGUUGAUGAGGGUAGGUGGCCUUAGGUUGCAAAGAGCAGAUUUUAUUAUCAGAUUUAUGUAUUCAUAAUCAAAGAUGUGUUGAUAAUAUGUAAAGAAAAGAGUCAUGGACAAUUAAUCUAUACAUCAUUGUUUUUUUUUCUUUGAAAUAUUUCCAUGGACAAGUAAAUAAAAAGUGUAUAUAUAUAAUAGUAA